Mauremys mutica (yellowpond turtle) is the source of this 1014-nucleotide messenger RNA. RefSeq names its product complement C3-like. Bases 134 to 622 code for a protein of 162 amino acids. The record is from RefSeq and is a predicted model, not a curated record. Gene Ontology annotation, molecular function: protein binding. The transcript is spliced from 4 exons. NCBI's taxonomy places the organism in Eukaryota, Metazoa, Chordata, Testudines, Geoemydidae.
CACUGUGCGGGUUAGCGCGGCUCACCCAGGAUUCAAAUAGGUGGGCACCUAUGGGUCACUAAUAACAGAGCUGAAACUAUGGUCUCCCUUGGUGAUUCUCUACCCAUCUUCCUUCCCCAUAGAAAGCUGCUUCAUGCAGCAGAAGAUAGAGGGUCCCAUCACCCUGAACAGACGAAUGGAGGAAGCCUGCAAACCUGGAGUGGAUUAUGUGUAUAAAACCAGGCUUGUUAGAAUUCAACAAGUGGAUAGUUCUGACUACUACAUCAUGGAAAUUGUGGAACUCAUUAAGGCAGGGACUGAUGAAGAUCCGCAAGGAAAAACCCACCCAUUCAUCAGCCACAUAAAAUGCAGGGAGUCUCUGAGGCUGGAGCUAGAAUUGAAUCCAGAUUCGCCUCGUAGUCUAACCCUGGACCACCAUUCCUCACAGAGGCUACCCAACUAUUUCACCAGCACAAAUCACUUUGUCAGUGCAAUUUCAUGGCUAUCCUACAUCAUUGGCAAGGACACCUGGAUCGAGAAGUGGCCCAACGAGGACGAAUGCCGGAAGCCGGAUUUCCAGAACCUCUGCCAGGAAUUCCUUGAGUUCUCUCAAACCAUGACCAUGUUUGGCUGCCCAAUCUAAACUUGGACCCAGCUUUCCCAGCAGCCCCAAGGGGACAGUUUGAGCUGAGAUGGAGCAUAACCCUCAGGGUGGAGACAUCUCCAGUCAGAGUCCCAGUGCUGCUGACACUCGCCACUAGCCCUGUCCUCUUCGGGGGUUUCACUCUCUUUUCUUCUUAUUUUUUUUUCAUAUAUAUAUAAAUAAAUAAAAGGCUGAUUUCUUACCCUGGCCUGCUGUGUGACUUUUUACCAAUCUUUACAUAGUCUGCAAUAGAGCUGUAUAAGUAACCAGCUACUAGGAUCAUGGGUGCAUGAGAAACACCUUAAAUUAGAUUAGGAUGGACAAGCAUGAAUGGGUGGCUAGAUACGCAUGGAUGUAUAUUUGGGAGAGAGUCUUCUGUACCACUGUGUGCC